ACACACAACCAGUUGUGUGUGAGCUUGUGGGGGAAAAUGCGUAAGCUGGUCAACGCGAUCGAAGAAACGGAUUGGCUGGCCUAUACGUGCAUGUAAAGGCAUCCACGAGGACCACGAAGGCAUCGCUACUAGCUUCAUCCAAAAUAUAGAAGCGGCAGCGCUUUGUCAGGCAGCUGCCAUGGGAGCCGUGUCGACGCUUCUUCAGGCAGAAAUGAGAGCUGUAUUAUCGGCGCUUCUUCGGGUCCUCCGGCGCCACGAUUUCCUCCGCCUCGUCCUCGUGCUUCUCGUCUUCGGCUCUUCCGGCGUCACGGCGCAAGGCGGUGCUCGGCGGCAGCGGCAGGUGGUGGACGUCGGGGUGAUCUUGGACAUGAAGACAUGGCUGGGGAAUACCAGCUGGGCCUGCAUGGAGAUGGCUCUGGAGGAUUUCUACGCCAACGCUACCCAAGCCCGCUACCGCACCAGGCUCAAGCUCCACCUCAGGGACACCGGACCCGACGCCGUCGACGCCGCGUCCGCAGGUGUUGAUCUACUGAAAAAUGUCCACGUGCAAGCGAUUGUUGGACCGCAGACGUCAACACAGGCAAAAUUUCUCGCAGAGCUUGGGAACAAGUCAUCGGUUCCAAUCAUCUCAUUCUCUGCAGAUUGCCCGUCGCGAUCCGGACAAACUCCAUACUUCAUCCGGACAGCAUGGAACGACUCCUCUCAAGCAGAAGCUAUUGCCUCACUUGUUAAAAAGUACAAUUGGAGGGAAGUUGUGCCUGUCUUUGAGGACGAUGAUUCCAAUACCAGAUUUAUUCCAGACCUUGUUGAUGCCCUCAGACAAGUUGAUGCUCGUGUCUCAUACAGGUGCAAGAUCCAUCCUUCAGCUAAAGAGGAUGAUAUCAGGAGAGCUAUCUCAGGCUUAAAAUACAAUUGGACAAGUGUAUUUGUUGUGCGUAUGUCGCAUCUGUUAGCCUUCAAGUUUUUCCAGCUCGCUAAGGAUGAAGGGAUGAUGGGCCAGGACUUUGUCUGGAUUACUGCGUAUGGCCUGACAGAUAUCUUUGAUGUGGUUGGUUCUCCCGCACUUGAUGUGAUGCAAGGGGUUCUUGGGGUGAAACCUCAUGUUCAAGAUACCGUGGAACUUCAAAACUUUACAAGGAGAUGGCGCAAAAAACACCGAUUGGAAAAUCCCGGCACCUCAUUAAGUGAGCCCACAGUGUCUGGUCUCUAUGCUUAUGAUACCAUAUGGGCAUUAGCAUUAGCAGCAGAGGAGACCAGGUACAACGAUUCAAACUUUGUAUCUGUAACAAACAAUGGGUCCACUGAUUUUGAGAGAAUAGGUACUUCAAAGGCUGCUGAAAAAUUGCGAGGCACACUCUUAAAGACCAAUUUCCAGGGCAUGAGUGGGAAAUUUCAAAUUCAGGACAUGCAGUUACUAUCAUCAAAAUAUGAGAUUAUCAAUAUUGUUGGUCAGGAGAAAAGAGUAGCCGGUUUCUGGACUCCAGAAUUUAGCAUCUCCGGUAAUUCAAGUUCCAUGGCUGAGCUGGGCACCAUCAUAUGGCCAGGAGGUAAUAAAACUCCACCUAGAGGUUGGAUGUUGCCAAUGAAUAAAACUCUCAAAAUAGGCGUACCUGUGAAACCUGGGUUUGCCGAAUUUGUAAAAUUUGAAAAUGGUAUUGCCAAGGGAUUCUGCAUCGAUGUAUUUGAGGCAGUAGUUCGUGAAUUACCCUACAAUGUAUCCUGUAACUAUUCUGAGUUUGGAGAUGGGAAAGUCAGUAAAGGAACUUAUGACGAUCUUGUGUACCGUGUUUAUCUUAAGGAAUAUGAUGCAGUGGUAGGUGAUAUAACAAUCUUGGCCAACCGUUCUAAAUAUGUGGACUUCACCCUUCCUUAUACAGAGUCAGGGGUGCGCAUGCUAGUUCCAGUCCGGGACCAGAGACAGAAGACUGCAUGGACAUUCUUAAAGCCUUUGACAACUGACCUAUGGUUAGGAACUGGGGCCUUCUUUAUCUUCACAGGUUUUGUAGUCUGGUUUAUUGAGCAUAGAACAAAUAAAGAUUUCAGAGGGCCCCCAGCCAGUCAAAUUGGAUCUGUCUUCUACUUCUCCUUCUCAACACUCGUAUUUGCUCAUAAGGAGAGGAUCGUGAACAACUUAUCAAGAAUUGUUCUAGUUGUUUGGCUAUUUGUAGUGCUGAUAGUGCAGCAGAGUUAUACUGCAAGUCUAAGCUCAAUUCUCACAGUGGAACAACUUCAGCCAACAGUCACCAAUUUAGAGGAAGUUAUCAGGAAAGGAAGCUAUGUCGGGUACCUCAAUGAUUCUUUCUUGCCUGGGCUUUUAAAAAGAUUGAAAAUUGAUGAAUCAAAGAUGAUUGCCUUCGACUCCCCAGCUGAGUACAAUGAAGCCUUAUCAACUGGAAAAGUUGCCGUCAUUGUUGACGAGAUACCAUACCUUAAGGUCUUCCUUUCACGGUAUUGCCAAAACUACACUAUGAUUGGACCGACCUACAAGUUUGAUGGAUUUGGUUAUGCAUUCCCUCGAGGCUCUCCACUCACACCUGAUAUUUCAAGGGGAAUACUGAAAUUCGCAUCAGAUAGCAAAAUGGUUGAGCUGCAGAAAACAUUGUAUGGAGAUAUGUCAUGCCCUGACAAGGAUGACUCCCAAAUUUCAAGCAGCCUUACAUUGCACAGCUUUCAGGGGCUGUUCAUAAUCACCGGAGCAUCUUCAAUGCUUGCACUAAUCCUUCAUGCUGUCAUAACCGUUUAUAAUAAUCAACAUGAUCUGAGCAGUGACAACAGUCUGACUUCAUGGCGCAGAUGGCUUGCCAUUAUCUCUAAGCUCUUCCAUGAGGGCGAUAGUCCUAAUACUCCAGAUAAAGAUGAGCUCGCAAUGGCAAAUGUUGAUAGUAUAAUUGAGAGCCCACUAAGCAUACCUAAUCACGUUAUCGAACGCCUUGAUUCAGGCACAGAUACAGGAAGCCUACCAGAAGUUGAAGGAACAGCAGACAGGGACCUCUCGGUUCAGGACGCGGAACCAACGCCAUCUGCGUACGUGCAUUCUGAGAGGGGACAUAAUGGAGUAGCUUCUCUGUCUCGCAGUGGGAGCUCAAUCCGCAGGAGACAGAGAAUCAUGGAAUGAACUACAUGGUGAGAGCAUGACUGUAAUUAUUUAUUCAUUUAGCUCUCAGUAGGAGUAUAUGUUUAUGAUUUAUCUCUUUGGAAUGCAUGGCUUGAUGUAAGACAUUGCCACAUUGGCAAUGAAUGGAAGUUGUGAAGAGCAAGCGAUUCUGAUGCUUGUGGUUCUGAAAAGACAAAAUCAUGUAAAUUACUAUCCUGCGUGUUGUUUUUGCAUUCCCAUAAUUCCAUCAAAUUAUUAAAUGC
Messenger RNA from Brachypodium distachyon (stiff brome), 3357 nucleotides. RefSeq names its product glutamate receptor 2.9. Gene Ontology annotation, molecular function: glutamate-gated receptor activity. The coding region runs from base 179 to 3115 and encodes 978 amino acids. The record is from RefSeq and is a predicted model, not a curated record. The transcript is spliced from 4 exons. NCBI's taxonomy places the organism in Eukaryota, Viridiplantae, Streptophyta, Magnoliopsida, Poales, Poaceae. Gene Ontology annotation, cellular component: plasma membrane.